CUGGAUCCCUUGCAUGUUUUCUGAACUCACCAGAUUUCAGUUGGCUAUUCAUUUUUUUGUUUCCUUUUUUUUCUCCCCCCCCACCCCCCACCCCGUGGGAGAUGCCUCCUCAAGGUCUAUUUCUGGCCAUCCUCAUCGGGUCUGCCGUCUCGGUGGAAUUGGGCCACAGUUUCUGCAACAGGGAACUGUGGGCUAGAGUGGGAUGGGAGAUUCUUCCUGAGGAAAGGCCUAAAUUGAAGCUUCCACAUCAACCUUCAACUUACUGUUUGCCUUACCCUCUGGACACAUUCUGCAGCAGUUUUUCCACCUUCAAACUAUUCGACAACGUUAUGGAUUUUCUCAGUGCUCUUCUGAUAGCCCAGCAUUUAAUCCCACUAGCUCGAUCUGCACAUAAUCUUUGGACCAAAUGGAAACGGCAUGUAAAGAAGCAGGAAAGAAACCCUUCCUCAGCUUUCACGUGUAAGAAAUCCAAGGCUCAGUCCAUCCAUAGAAAGAAACAGAUUCUGUCAAGUCUCAUCAUCACAGCACGGAGGCUGAAAAUUUUCCUUAAGCAAGCAAACCACCAGCGCAGGAAGAAAAUGUGCAAACACGGGCAUGCUGGAAAAAAGCCAAAAGCAGAUGCAAACGAGUGGGCGUUCCCCAUUUUCCCCAUUUGUCCCCACACCCCCCCGCCGAGCUUGGAAACGCUAACCGGAGACAGGUCCUUUUGAAUAUUUCCCAAACUGCUGCUGUUCGGAUUGCUUUGUGCAUAGUAUGUUUUU
Molecule: messenger RNA, 761 nt
Organism: Tachyglossus aculeatus (Australian echidna)
Lineage: Eukaryota; Metazoa; Chordata; Mammalia; Monotremata; Tachyglossidae
Product: testis-expressed protein 50-like
Exons: 2
Coding region: 102-710 (202 amino acids)
Source: RefSeq, a predicted model, not a curated record